Molecule: messenger RNA, 1734 nt
Organism: Psilocybe cubensis
Lineage: Eukaryota; Fungi; Basidiomycota; Agaricomycetes; Agaricales; Agrocybaceae
Exons: 6
Coding region: 1-1734 (577 amino acids)
Biological process (GO): carbohydrate metabolic process
Cellular component (GO): cytosol
Molecular function (GO): magnesium ion binding; phosphoglucomutase activity
Source: RefSeq, a predicted model, not a curated record
AUGGCUGCUCAAGUACAGGAAAUCCCAACCAAGCCCUUCGAUGGACAAAAACCGGGUACAUCUGGACUCAGGAAACGCGUCAAGGUCUUCCAGCAAGAGCACUACACCGAAAACUUCAUCCAAGCUAUUUUUGACUCCAUUGCCGUCCAAGGAUCUACUCUCGUCAUUGGCGGAGAUGGCCGCUAUUUCUCACCGGAGACUGUGCAAACCAUCCUGAAAAUUGGAUCCGCAAACGGUGUCAGCAAAUUUAUUGUCGGCAAGGAUGCCAUUCUGUCUACCCCUGCUGCCUCAAACAUAAUCAGGAAGUACAAGGCUACUGGUGGUAUUUUGCUCACCGCCAGUCACAAUCCAGGAGGCCCCAACGCAGAUUUUGGCAUCAAAUACAACGUGUCAAACGGUGGUCCUGCUCCCGAGAAUGUCACUAAUCAAAUCUACGAAAAGACAAAGACCAUCAAGAGCUACAAAAUUCUUGAGGCUCCUCCCGUCGAUCUCUCUAAAAUCGGAGAAUUCACUUAUGGACCUACCAAGGUGUCAAUCAUUGACUCUGUUGCCGAUUACAUCACUCUGCUUGAGUCCAUCUUCGAUUUCCCUUUGAUCAAGAAGUUCCUUGAUGAACACAGAUCCGACUUUCGCGUUCUUUUCGACGGCUUGCACGGUGUCACCGGACCAUACGCCCGCGCACUGCUUGUUGAAAACUUUGGAUUGCCGGAAUCGUCUAUUCAAAACUGCGUACCAUCCCCUGAUUUCGGAGGAGGUCACCCCGACCCCAAUUUGACCUACGCCCACAGUCUAGUAGAAGUUGUUGAAAAGGAAAACAUAGCUUUUGGAGCAGCUAGCGAUGGCGACGGCGACAGGAACAUGAUCUAUGGAAAGGGUGCCUUCGUGACACCCUCCGAUUCAGUUGCUAUUAUCGCUCACUGGGCAGAUACAAUUCCUUACUUUAAGAAAGGUGGAGUGAAAGGAUUGGCCCGGAGCAUGCCUACUAGUAAAGCCAUUGACUUGGUCGCUAAGAAGAAGGGAUUAGAGAUUUUCGAAGUGCCAACUGGGUGGAAAUUCUUUGGUAACCUCAUGGAUGCUGGACGCCUCUCUAUCUGUGGUGAGGAAUCGUUUGGUACCGGUUCUGAUCAUAUCCGCGAGAAGGAUGGAAUAUGGGCAGUUGUUGCCUGGUUAAACAUUCUUGCAGCAGCAAACCGGGACUCUCCCAACAAGCUGAUCGGAAUCAAUGAUUUGUUAAACGAAUUUUACUCCAUUUAUGGACGUUCGUUUUUCAGCCGCUAUGACUAUGAGGAGGUACCUUCAGAAGGCGCGAACGCUCUCGUUGCGCAUUUGAACGAUGCACUGAAAUCCGGGUCCCUCAACAACACCGUACAUACCUCUGCGUCAACCUCCACCAAGUACACUGUUUCCGGACUGUAUGACUUUGAAUACAAGGACCCUAUCGAUCACUCCGUCUCGAAGAACCAGGGCCAGGUUAUCACUUUCUCCGAUGGCUCCCGCGUUGUCUUCAGGUUGAGUGGAACUGGAAGCCAGGGGGCCACUGUACGUAUGUAUGUGGAACGCUAUCUUGGCCCCGAGGCCGGAGCCGCUGCCCUCAGUGAACCCGCCGCAGAUGGCCUUAAAAGCUUGAUCGAAGUCGCCUUGGAAAUCAGCAAGCUUAAGGAGUUCUUGGGGCGCGAUGAGCCCACCGUCAUCACCGUGAGUCUUCUGUUCGAUACUGGGCUUCGCAUUGGCUGA